Molecule: messenger RNA, 1492 nt
Organism: Saprolegnia parasitica CBS 223.65
Lineage: Eukaryota; Oomycota; Saprolegniomycetes; Saprolegniales; Saprolegniaceae
Exons: 10
Coding region: 250-1440 (396 amino acids)
Molecular function (GO): aldehyde dehydrogenase (NAD+) activity
Source: RefSeq, a predicted model, not a curated record
CGUGACGUCGAGCAUGGAAGCGUACGAUGCUGUAGGUUUGCUGUCGAGAACCCGUACACGCUCGAGCCCGUGGCGCAUGUGACGGAAGCGUCUUCGGCCAGCGUCCUGGACACGAUCGAUCGCGUAAAGAAAGCGCAGCGCCACUGGGCGGCGACGACGACGCUCGCGCAACGCCAAGCGAUUGCGACCAAGUGGGUCGACGUCCUCAACGACCAAGUCGACGAGAUCGCGACCGAGAUUACGCUGCAAAUGGGCAAGCCACUGGCGCAGGCCAAGGGGGAAGUCCGUGGCACGAUCCAGCGGGCCAAGGUCAUGAUUGCGCUCGCGGAGAAGGCGCUGGCCCCAACGACGUUUCCGCACGACGACGACGACAAGCUCUUCCGCUGCAUUACGAAGGAGCCUGUCGGCGUUGUCUUUGUCAUCGCGCCGUGGAACUACCCGAUGAUGACGGUGGUCAACUCGGUGCUGCCGGCGCUCCUUGCUGGCAACGGCGUGCUCCUUAAGCACUCGCCGCAAACGCCACUCUGCGGCCGCCGCUUCCAAUCGACGCUGGAGGCCGCGGGCUUCCCCGUCGACCUCCUCCGCGCCGAGCAAAUGGCCCAUGGCACGGCGGCCAAUGCCAUUGCGCAUCCCGAUGUGCAGUUCGUCUCGUUCACGGGCUCGGUGCGCGGGGGCCGCGACGUCUUCCAGACGAUCGCCAACAAGAACCGGUUCCUGAACGCGACGCUCGAGCUUGGCGGCAAGGACGCCCUGUACAUUGCACCGGACGCCGACGUGGCCGCCGCCGCCGCGGGCGCCGUGGACGGCGCGUGCUACAACGCAGGCCAGUCGUGCUGCGCCGUCGAGCGUGUCUACGUGCAUACAUCCUUGUACGACGAGUUCCUCGCCCUCGCAACGAGCCAUUUUGACGCCUAUGAGCUGGGCGAUCCGCUGCAGCAGACGACGACGCUCGGACCCAUGGCGCUCAAGGGAUCCUCGACGGCGACGCUGGCACACCACGUGGCUGAUGCGGUAGCCAAGGGCGGGCGGGUGCUCACCAAGACGGCCGCGCCACGCGAAGUGCAGGACGCAGCGGGCCACGGUCGCUUCUUCCCGCCCACACUCGUGGCCGACUGCACGCACGACAUGCGCCUCAUGGUCGACGAGUCGUUCGGUCCGAUUCUGGGCGUCAUGCCCGUUGCCUCGGACGACGAGGCGAUCCGACGCAUGAACGAGAGCGCGUUUGGCCUCACGGGUGGCAUCUUCACGACGAGCCACGAGCGCGCGAUGACGAUCGGCCGCCACUUGGACGUCGGCACCGUUUACAUGAACCGCUGCGAUGCUGUCGAUCCACACCUGCCGUGGACCGGCGUCAAGGACUCGGGCAAGGGCCACAGCCUCUCGGAGCACGGCUUCCAAGCCGUCACCCGCUUGAAAUCGUGGAACAUGAAGCUCGCGUGAUCUUCGCGGGCAGUCGACCCGUCCAUAGUACAAGUACUUUCGGUAGUCGAAC